CUAAAUCGGUCGUUCCACGCCUUUAUAUUAAUCGAUAAUCAUCAUCUUCUUCCUCCUCGGCCGCGUCCAUGGAUCCUUCCUGGUCUUCUCAUCACUUCACUUUCAACUUCUAUGUCCAUUUAAAUCUCUCUGUUUCUGUUUCUAUUUUUUUUCCCAGAAUGAUGAGUUUGGAUUAAAUAUCUCACGACGGUCGUCUGAGCAGCCAAUCGGCUUUCUGAUGAAAUAAUCCAUAGAAUCUGACUUCGUUUCUUGUCUGAAUCGGUUUUGAUUUUAAUGUCCGGUGAAAUUUGUUCAUCAAUUGGGUCUGAAGUUUGACUCUUUGGCACCAUUAAUGGCCAUGCCUCAGGGAUGAAUGCAGAACCCUAAAUCACAGUUCUUCCUUCUGUUGAAAUUUGGGCGAAGUCUCUUUUUUGAUCUCACCCAACAUAUUUGAAGGGUACAUUUUAAGAAAUCAAAAUUGGAGGAAAUUUGUAUAUUGAUUCUGCAGGAUUCAAAAAAUUGCUGGUGAGUACUCCUAAUUUUGUAAUAAGAACUCUCAAUUCCCAUUGUUUUUCAAAAUAUACUUCGAAAUACAAAUCUAAUAUUAUUAUUUUUUAUUUUAGGGUUAACUUUUAUCAAUUUUUACCGAAAAAAUCAAAAGUAAUAAUAAUAACUAGUGGUAUCUCGGAGUAUGUUUUGAAAAACAAUGAGACUUGAGAGUUCUUAUUAUAAAAUUAGGGGUACUCAGUAGUAAUUUUUUGUGCAGGAUUUGAUGUUUUCGAAAUUAAACAAAAAAAUAAAUUGAAGGCUCUUUUUUGUAGACUCUUUUACUUUGAUUUUCUGUUUUCAUCUGAUUAUUUGUUUGUUUUGAUAUUUGUUCUGAUCCAACCAAACAGAGCCUUAAUGUUAAAUUACCCUUAUGAACAUUUUACAUUCAUUCCCACUUUCUAAUCGAUAUCUUUGUGUUUGCAGAAGUCUUAUAUUUACAUAGUUACAGAGUAUAUUUCAUCAUAGCUAAAGUUAAAACUUAAAUUGGUGUGAUUUAUUAAUGAUUCACCAAUACAAAAUUCCAUAAUAAGUGAUCUUUUGUUGGGUUGACAAACUUAUUAUUAAGAAAGAUGUUAAUAUAAGUAAACAAAUUCCCUUCUUAAUGUUACAAAAAACGAGCGGUGAAGAAAACCUACCGGCACAAAUCAAGGCCGGCCCAAGGGCUAUGCCACAUUGCUCAAUUGCACGGGCUUAGGGGUGAUUAAAUUAAUUGGACCGACUGCUACGAGAGAGAGAAAAAGGGGGUUCUACACAAGAAUAUUAUUGGGAAAUUCAAGAACUUGUUUUGUCCUCAUAUUUUCUUGCCCUGCUUUUCUUUUAUUUUCUCCUCUAACCAAACAAAAAAAUUGUUUUCCCUAUCAUUUUCUUUUCUUUUCCUUUUCAAAUUCGUUGAACCAAACAUGGUGCUAGUGUCAUAGUGGGUAUAUGGUGUGUGUGCAUGUUGCGUAGUCCUCUCAUUCCAUGAAUCUAUUAUCUUCACCUGACUGUUUAUGCACAUAACUUCUAUGUUGCAAUGCCCUUGUUUUGGCCCAUUUAAAGCACUCCAGUUCUCAUUUAGGGCGUUGCUGCUAAAAUGUCUAAUAUUGUCUUCGAUGAGACUUUCAAGAUCGUUGGAAUUGAUGUUGAUGGGAAAAUAUAUGACAAAGUUUCUAGGAUUGAUGCAAAGGGUGAAGAUGGUAUCACAGAUAUGGUGCUGGAUAUAAACUCAGAGAUAUAUCCCGUAUUUGUGAACAAGCUGUACAGGAUGGUGCUAUCACGCACACUUGAUUUAGGUGGUUCAGAUAACCAUCCUGAGGGCAAGACGAUAUCGCUUGCAGACAAAUUUGAGUAUAUCAUGCAUGGCUUGCUUUAUAAGGUUGCGGAGGAGUCAUCUAAAGUGGCGGUGUAUAUUUCUUUUGGGGGACUUCAACUGAAGCUGUGCAGUGCACCCCUGAACAUGUCCAAAUUCAAGCUUGACCAACGUCUCUUUCUUCUUUUGAGGAAAAUCUGAUUUUUCUGUUGUUUGGGUUAGAAGGCUAUCUGUUGCAAGACAAGUGUUUAUCAUUUUCUCUUUAUGCUGUGUGAGACUGCUUUUGCACCAACAAAGUGAUCUAGCAUUUCAUUAAAUCAAGCUUUUGCAAUUUGUGAUGAUAAUACUCCAUAGUAGUCAAUAGAAGUGAGCAAAAAGGGUAAAUU
Messenger RNA from Cuscuta campestris, 2202 nucleotides. The record is from the annotation of a GenBank genome assembly. NCBI's taxonomy places the organism in Eukaryota, Viridiplantae, Streptophyta, Magnoliopsida, Solanales, Convolvulaceae.